Heterostelium album PN500 is the source of this 1698-nucleotide messenger RNA. RefSeq lists its product as uncharacterized. Lineage: Eukaryota; Evosea; Eumycetozoa; Acytosteliales; Acytosteliaceae. The record is from RefSeq and is a predicted model, not a curated record. Bases 1 to 1698 code for a protein of 565 amino acids. The transcript has 3 exons.
AUGAGUAGUUCUCCUCAAUCGCCAAACAAUAUGAACGGUGUCGAACCCAUAUCUUCGCCAACCACUACAACAUCGAACCAGCCACCAACUCCUCAGAAUUGGAAGUUCAAACCUCAGACACCCACCGACUUUAGUAACAACAUGGGCAGAAGGAGAAGAAGAAAUUCAGAGCCUGGGAUCGUCGUGCAAAAGUCGACCUAUAAAAAUUUUGUCACCCACUGGAAACUCGAUGCUAAAAAACCACCAAAAGCAAAUGCAAACAGUCCAAGCACAACAGGCAACACAGGCAAACAGCAACCACAACAACAGUCACAGCUACCUCAACAACAACAACAGCCACUCACUCAGCAACAACAACAGCAAAAGAUAUCAAACCUCGCACCCUCUGUCAAUAAGCAACAACAACAACAACAACAGCAACAACAACAAGCAAAACAACAAUCACUUUCACCCUCAGCUGCCAUCCCACCAACUUUUCCAUCGCCAUCAUCUGCAUUUACAUCUAUAAAAUCACCAAAUGGACUGCCUGCACCCUAUAAAAUGCCACAACAACAUCAUCAUCCACAGCAUCACGACGACCUUGGCGACUAUCACUAUGGAAACUACCACCACCACCUGCCACCCCCACCCACACAGUCACACCAAAGCUAUCAACAUCUUCGAAAGAAUUCGCUCGGCGAUGAUUCAUCGUACAAAUUCCAUCCCUAUGGAUCGAACAAGCAUCAGAAUAUUGAUAUGAAUUGUAUUAAUAAUAAUAAUAGUAGUAAUAAUAUGCCAAGUGACAUCAUUGAAGAGCAUCUGGCAAACGAACCACUGCCCAGUCACUACAGUCGGCUGUCACACAGAAGAGUUUCACUCCCAAAUCUCACCAACAAAUCACAUACUUAUUCACCGGAGCGAUCUCUCUCGCCAAUCCACGAGCGUUCGCUACACGGACACGACCAAACAUUCAACCAACUUUAUCAAAACCCCUCAUCUUUACAGAACGGCCUAUACCUCCCACAACCCAAGUUUAACCAUGAUUUCAUUCACAGCAGUAGCAAACACAUUUCAUCACAACAAUCGUCGUCAUCGUCGUCGUCAUCGUCGCAAUCGAUAUACUCCUCAUCACCAUCGUCCUACUCGUCCUCGCCAACCACCUCAUCAAUGCAUCACCACCACGAUAAGAAGUUUCAACCUUUACAGCACCCCAUUUCAAGAUCAUCGACUCUCGACGCGCCUCUAUCACCCACCGAAAUCAUCAGCAAUACUAGUACUAGCAGCGGUGGUGGUAGUGGUGGUGUAGUCAACGAUAACUUUAUCAAUACAUUCAAUCAACUGAAAUCAAGUAGCAGCGGUAGAUUACCAUCAAUUCAAGCACUACUCAAUGAUGUUGAAAGUGUAUCCAUUACAGAGAAUAACAAUAAUAAUAACAGUAAUAAUAAUGUAUAUCAAAUUGAAAGCUAUCACUCACAACCAACAAGAACAAACAGCAAAGAAAACAUCCACUACCAACAACAACAACAACAUCAACAGCAACAACCAAAACAAUCAAACUCAAAUCCAUCAUCCCCAAACUUAAGAAACCCCCCGAUUUCCCAAACAUCACCAGCAACCAAAAUGUCAGUAAUGAAUUUACUCGAUGUUUUAAACUUUGGUAUAAUAAGUGUAAUAACUCAUCAAUUAGAAAAGAAAGAAAGAUUAAGAGAUCAAGUUUAG